Molecule: messenger RNA, 2117 nt
Organism: Trichosurus vulpecula (common brushtail)
Lineage: Eukaryota; Metazoa; Chordata; Mammalia; Diprotodontia; Phalangeridae
Gene: RUNDC3A
Product: RUN domain containing 3A
Exons: 11
Coding region: 301-1620 (439 amino acids)
Cellular component (GO): cytosol
Source: RefSeq, a predicted model, not a curated record
GGGGAGAGGGUUGGGGGUGGGGAGGGGGAGAACAGGGCGCAGGCAGGCUCAGCACCACGGAGAGCUCCCUCCCCGGCCCUUGCUUUGCUGCGGAGCUUCAGCCACUUGGGGAGGGAGGGGGUGGGGGGCCGAGGGCUCUGAGUGUGGAAUCAGGGGGAUGGCCUGGGAGGGGAGCGGGGGUUGGGGCCGGCAGAGAGCCCAGCCCUGAGCUUCAGGGCUACCAGGGAGCGGGGUAAAGGUAGGGGCGGAGGGCCCAGGGAGCAGAGGGGCGGCGGGCAGCGGCGGCAACACCACAUCUGGAUGGAAUCCAGUUGCGUCCAGUCCACCAUGGCUCUGGGACUGUCCUCUAAGAAAGCGUCUUCCCGAAACGUGGCCGUGGAGCGGAGGAAUCUGAUCACUGUUUGCAGGUUCUCCGUGAAAACUCUGCUGGAAAAAUACACGGCCGAGCCCAUCGACGACUCCUCGGAGGAGUUUGUUAACUUUGCAGCCAUUUUAGAACAAAUCCUCAGUCACCGUUUCAAAGGCCCUGUCAGCUGGUUCAGCUCUGAUGGGCAGCGGGGCUUCUGGGACUACAUCCGACUGGCCUGUAGCAAGGUGCCCAACAACUGUGUGAGCAGCAUUGAGAACAUGGAGAACAUUAGCACAGCCCGUGCAAAGGGCCGAGCUUGGAUCCGGGUGGCAUUGAUGGAGAAACGGAUGUCAGAGUAUAUUUCCACAGCCCUUCGGGAUACCCGGACCACCAGAAGGUUCUAUGAUGCUGGGGCCAUCAUGCUUCGGGAGGAGUCUGCAGUGCUCACAGGGAUGCUGAUUGGGCUUAGCGCCAUUGAUUUCAGCUUCUGUCUGAAGGGAGAGGUGAUGGACGGGAAGACUCCAGUUGUGAUCGAUUACACUCCCUACUUGAAGUUCACUCAGAGCUACGAUUACUUGACUGACGAAGAAGAGCGACAUAGCGUGGAGAGCAGUACCAGUGAGGAUAACUCCCCAGAGCACCCCUAUAUGCCCCUGGUGACAGAUGAGGACAGCUGGUACAGCAAGUGGCACAAAAUGGAGCAGAAGUUUCGAAUUGUUUAUGCCCAGAAGGGCUACCUGGAGGAGCUGGUCCGACUCAGAGAGUCACAGCUAAAGGACCUGGAAGCAGAAAACAAGCGGCUGCAGCUGCAGCUCGAAGAGGCAACGGUGCAGAAUCAGUUGGAGAAGCGGGAGUUGGAAGGGGUCAUCCUGGAGCUGCAAGAGCAACUGACAGGCCUGAUCCCUUGUGAAAAUGCCCCGCUAGUCCAGGUCUCCAAGGAGCUCACUUCAUCGCCACAGUGGCCGUCACUGGGGACACUCAAUGGGAACGGGGCAGGGAAUGACCCCAAGAUCUACCGGAGACACAGCUUUAUGAGCACUGAGCAGCUGUCUGCUGAGGCCAGCCUGAGCUCUGAUUCCCAACGGCUAGGAGAGGGCAAACGGGACCGGGAACCCUGGGGUCCCAUUGGGAAGGACCCGACGCCCUCCAUGCUGGGCCUCUGUGGCUCCCUGGCUUCCAUUCCCAGCUGCAAGUCCCUGACAAGCUUCAAAUCCAACGAGUGCCUCGUGAGUGAUAGUCCAGAGGGCAGCCCAGCCCUGAGCCCGAGCUGAGCCCAGCAGUGCCCCACGGGGCUGGACGUGCGGCCCUCCCCAAGUUCUUGUGGAUGAUGAGGCCACUUUUCCCAACCUCCACCCAUCAUCACUCCUCCCUUUCCAAUGGAAGAGCCACAGCUGACCUGGCAGCUUGGGAGGAAGGGGCAAGACGUUGGAUAGGAUCGAAAAGCUACCUGGUCUGGGAAAGGCCCUGCAAUACCACCGGGAAUAUGGGAAGGGAGGAGGGGAAAGGCCCUGGAUCGAGUUCACUCUUUUCCCCCAUCCUUACAUCAGGCUUUUGGGGAGGGGGAGAAGGAAAGGCUUGGGCACAGUCUCCUGGCAGUCUUCUUCCCCCUCUCAAACCUGGGGAGUUGGGUUAACAGCACCCACUCCUUACCACUUGUCUCUUGUCUGUCUCUAUGGAAACCCCUUGGGCAAUCCACCCCUCCCCCAGCCCCCUGGGUGGCUCAGUGGAGGGGAAGAGGCAAAAAUAAAAGUUGAAGAAAUGCGACUGG